Condylura cristata (star-nosed mole) is the source of this 1603-nucleotide messenger RNA. It is a transcript of the gene SF3A2, whose product is annotated as splicing factor 3a, subunit 2, 66kDa. Bases 149 to 1522 code for a protein of 457 amino acids. Lineage: Eukaryota; Metazoa; Chordata; Mammalia; Eulipotyphla; Talpidae. Gene Ontology annotation, biological process: spliceosomal complex assembly. The record is from RefSeq and is a predicted model, not a curated record. Gene Ontology annotation, cellular component: nucleus; catalytic step 2 spliceosome; U2-type prespliceosome. Gene Ontology annotation, molecular function: zinc ion binding; nucleic acid binding. The transcript is spliced from 9 exons.
GCCCGCAACGCGCGUGCGCAGAGCGAAGUCGUGGCGGCAACUGAGAAAAAACGAGCAACGCGGGCCUCGGUGCGGGUGAGGUGCGACGCGGGGCGAAGGUGACGCUCAGAUUUCUCAGCACAUCCAGUAACGCCCUGAGACCGGCACCAUGGACUUCCAGCAUCGCCCUGGGGGCAAGACCGGGAGUGGGGGGGUGGCCUCCUCCUCCGAGAGCAACCGUGACCGCAGGGAGCGGCUUCGCCAGCUGGCGCUGGAGACCAUCGACAUCAAUAAGGACCCUUACUUCAUGAAGAACCACCUGGGCUCCUACGAAUGCAAGCUCUGCCUGACGCUGCACAACAAUGAGGGUAGUUACCUUGCGCACACCCAAGGGAAAAAGCAUCAGACCAACCUGGCCCGGCGAGCGGCCAAGGAGGCUAAGGAGGCCCCUGCCCAGCCAGCGCCAGAGAAGGUCAAGGUGGAGGUCAAGAAGUUUGUGAAGAUUGGCCGCCCUGGCUACAAAGUGACCAAGCAGAGGGACACGGACAUGGGCCAGCAGAGUCUCCUCUUUCAGAUCGACUACCCUGAGAUCGCCGAGGGCAUCAUGCCCCGCCACCGCUUCAUGUCCGCCUACGAGCAGAGGAUCGAGCCCCCGGACCGGCGCUGGCAGUACCUGCUGAUGGCUGCCGAGCCCUAUGAGACCAUUGCCUUCAAGGUGCCCAGCAGGGAGAUUGAUAAGGCUGAAGGCAAAUUUUGGACUCACUGGAACCGGGAAACCAAGCAGUUCUUCCUGCAGUUCCACUUUAAGAUGGAGAAGCCCCCGGCCCCUCCGAGCCUGCCUGCCGGGCCUCCUGGAGUGAAGCGGCCUCCGCCCCCGCUGAUGAACGGCCUGCCCCCUCGCCCCCCGCUGCCUGAGUCUCUGCCUCCACCCCCGCCAGGAGGCUUGCCACUGCCACCCAUGCCCCCCAGUGGGCCUGCUCCAUCGGGGCCCCCAGGCCCUCCCCAGCUACCCCCUCCUGCUCCUGGGGUCCACCCCCCAGCUCCAGUAGUCCACCCGCCAGCCUCUGGAGUCCACCCUCCUGCACCUGGGGUUCACCCCGCAGCACCAGUGGUCCACCCACCUACUUCUGGGGUCCACCCCCCUGCUCCCGGUGUCCAUCCUCCAGCCCCAGGGGUUCAUCCACCAGCCCCAGGAGUUCACCCUCCCCCAGCUGCAGGGGUUCACCCCCAGGCUCCAGGGGUGCACCCACCAGCCCCUGCGGUGCACCCCCAGGCUCCAGGGGUCCAUCCUCCAGCUCCCGGAGUCCAUCCACCAGCCCCAGGGAUCCACCCCCAACCUCCUGGGGUCCACCCCCCACCCCCUGGGGUCCACCCAGCAGCUCCUGGAGUCCAUCCUGCAGCUCCUGGGGUCCACCCCCAGCCUCCCGGAGUUCACCCCUCAAACCCUGGUGUACACCCCCCAGCCCCCAUGCCCCCAAUGCUGAGGCCCCCACUGCCCUCCGACGGCCCUGGGAAUAUCCCUCCCCCUCCCCCUGCCAACUGAAAGCCCUUGUCCCUGCCUCCAGCAAGGCUGGGCCAUUUUUCCCCUGUGUUUCCACUGAAAAAGAGUUGGUGCCUCAGAACC